AGUAAAUACAGUCCAAAGAGGGGCAUUUUUGAAGAAAUACAGUCAUUGGGGGUGAUAUAAGAUUCACAAUGGAGGUUCCCCCAGCCACUAAGUUUGGUGAGACCUUUGUGUUUGAGGACAGGUUAGAGACGCAGCAAGAACUUUUUCCUGGAAUGGACCUGGGGGACCCUUUUCUUCCAGAAAGAGGUUUGGAGCAAAUGGCUGUUAUCUACAAAGAGAUCCCUCUUGGGGAGCAAGAUGAGGACCGUGACGAUUACGAGGGGAAUUUCCGUCUGUGCUCAAGCCCUGUUCAGCAUCAAAGUAUCCCCCCAGGAACCAGGUCCCAGGACCAUGAGCUGUUUAGCCAAACCUUCCUCCAGAAAUCCGACCUCGGUGUGUGUCAGAUAAUCCAUAGUGGAGGAGAGUCCAGUCCACGCAAUUGCGAGGAAGCAGAUGGGGGCGACUCGGGACCGACCGCCCCUCGCAGCUCUCCGCAGCCAGCCAAGCCCUACGCGUGUAGUGAGUGCGGGAAGGCGUUCAGCCAGAGCUCGCACCUGCUGCGACACCUGGUGAUUCACACCGGGGAGAAGCCGUACGAGUGCUGCGAGUGCGGGAAGGCCUUCAGCCAGAGCUCCCACCUGCUCCGACAUCAGGUCAUCCAUACGGGCGAGAAGCCGUACGAGUGCCGGGAGUGCGGGAAGGCCUUCCGCCAGAGCUCCGCCCUCGCGCAGCACCAGAAGAUCCACACCGGGAAGAGGCCCUACGAGUGCCGGGAGUGCGGGAAGGACUUCAGCCGCAGCUCCAGUCUCCGAAAGCACGAGAGGAUUCAUACAGGAGAGAGACCUUAUCAGUGCAAGGAAUGUGGGAAGUCCUUCAACCAGAGUUCAGGCCUGAGCCAGCAUCGGAAAAUCCACACACUGAAGAAGCCUCACGAGUGCGAGCUCUGCGGGAAGGCCUUUUGUCACCGGUCGCACCUCAUCCGGCACCAGCGCAUCCACACGGGCAAGAAACCGUACAAGUGCGAUGAGUGCGGGAAGGCCUUCAGCCAGAGCUCCAACCUCAUCGAGCACCGGAAGACCCACACGGGCGAGAAGCCCUAUAAGUGCCACAAGUGCGGCAAGGCCUUCAGCCAGAGCUCGUCGCUCAUCGAACACCAGCGCAUCCACACCGGGGAGAAGCCGUUCGAGUGCUGCCAGUGCGGCAAGGCCUUCUGCCACAGCUCGGCCCUCAUCCAGCACCAGCGCAUCCACACGGGCCGGAAGCCCUACGCCUGCGAGUGCGGCAAGGCCUUCCGCCACCGCUCGGCGCUCAUUGAGCACUACAAGACCCACACCCGGGAGAAGCCCUACGUGUGUAACCUGUGCGGGAGGGCCUUCCGGGGCAGCUCGCACCUGAUUCGGCACCAGAAGAUCCACGCUGGGAGCAAACUGUAGAGCGAGGGCCUCGCACCAAAGCGUGAAAGACUGCCCCACGGAGCUUCUUUGCUAAGACCCUGGCUACCUCCCAGAUAACGAUGCCAAGUGGAAUCCCUUUGGCGUGAGCGCUCCCGAGGGCCCCCACUAGCGGGGAGGGCCCCCAGGUAGCCCCCUGCCAAGCCUCCCGCUCUCCGUCGGUAACUGCGGGAACUGCGUGCCGUGGAGG
Messenger RNA from Otolemur garnettii (small-eared galago), 1620 nucleotides. RefSeq names its product zinc finger protein 70 (gene ZNF70). The record is from RefSeq and is a predicted model, not a curated record. The transcript has a single exon. The coding region runs from base 69 to 1412 and encodes 447 amino acids. Lineage: Eukaryota; Metazoa; Chordata; Mammalia; Primates; Galagidae.